CCGUGGCAAAAUCAACGCGUUGAGAACAAUUUCCUGCAACAGUUCUAAGACUUUGAACCAACCCCGUGCUGCAAUAACAAUACACAAAGACCACGAAUAUCAUAACAACCGGGGUGCUAUCAGCCAACUUGUCUUUUAUUAAACGGACUCUCGUUGCUUAGAAACGAAAUACUUUUGCUAUUCGUUCAAAAAAAUGUUAAUAUCACUCGGAAUGAGCGAUGAUUUAUGUUUUGUUUACGUCACAAGAGUAAACACAGGCUGUGAGAAUAUAUAAGACAAUUCCCACGAACACUUCUAAAAACAGUGAAACAUCACUCGUUUGAUCUUGGCAUUGAUUAUCAGUAAUAUAAUCAAUUGCUUAUUUUCAUUGGAAGGAACAAUGCCAAAGAGGAAGAAAUCAUCCUCAGACGAUUGCCAUCCAGAGCAGGAGAGCAACCACACCUAUGGCGAUCAGUUGAGAAGCUCAAGGCAUUUCCAGCGUGAUCCCUACCAUCUCCGAGCACGUGUUAACAAGUUCUACAAAAAAGGAGAAUUGCUCGGGCAAGGAGGAUAUGGCUCUGUCUACGCGGGGACCCGAUUAUCUGAUGGACUGCCAGUGGCCCUCAAAUAUGUUAAUAAAGAUGAUGAUGAGGAAAUGCAGCUGCCUGGAAUGGAAAAGCCCAUGCCUAAGGAAGUCGGCCUGUUUCAGAUGGUGAACACCCCAUCGACUCAUCCCAGCAUCUUGGAACUCUUCGACUGGUUUGACAGACCUGCUUCCUAUGUAAUGGCAAUGGAGCGCCCGGACCCCUGCAAGGACCUGUUCACCUACUGCCAGGAACAAGGGGGUGCGCUGGAUGAGGACCAGGCACGCAGUGUAACCCGUCAGCUGCUGGGGGCGCUAGAGCACUGUCAGAACAACGGAGUGCUGCACCACGAUGUGAAGCCCGAGAACAUCCUUAUACAGACCGACACGAAGGAGAUCAAGCUGAUUGACUUCGGGUGUGGGGACCCACUGAAGGACACCCCAUACACAGAAUUCUCAGGGACCCCCGAAUACUUGCCAGUUGAGUGGUUCCAGAAAGAGCAGUUUCUGGCGGGCCCUGGGACUGUGUGGUCAGUGGGUGUGACUGUAUAUAACAUCGUCACUGGCGACCAUCCCUUCAGUACCUACACCAGCAGGGAAAUGCAGAACGUGGAGUUCUGUGCAGGGGUGUCACCAGUGAUCAAGAACUUCAUUCGGUGCUGUUUAAGGCCCCGGGCAAACGACCGGCCCACCCUGGCGCAGCUACAGCUCCACCCCUGGCUCCAGCAGUCCAGCUGAGACACUGCAGUACAGCGUGUGGAUGCGCCCCACAGUCAGGUAUUUAGUUUGCACACAAUGGGAAA
Messenger RNA from Anguilla anguilla (European eel), 1365 nucleotides. Its product is annotated as serine/threonine-protein kinase pim-1-like. Gene Ontology annotation, cellular component: cytoplasm. Gene Ontology annotation, molecular function: ATP binding; protein serine/threonine kinase activity. Gene Ontology annotation, biological process: negative regulation of apoptotic process; protein autophosphorylation; regulation of mitotic cell cycle. NCBI's taxonomy places the organism in Eukaryota, Metazoa, Chordata, Actinopteri, Anguilliformes, Anguillidae. The record is from RefSeq and is a predicted model, not a curated record. The transcript has 7 exons. The coding region runs from base 380 to 1300 and encodes 306 amino acids.